Messenger RNA from Portunus trituberculatus (swimming crab), 5726 nucleotides. RefSeq lists its product as uncharacterized. The record is from RefSeq and is a predicted model, not a curated record. Bases 803 to 3625 code for a protein of 940 amino acids. Gene Ontology annotation, molecular function: protein binding. NCBI's taxonomy places the organism in Eukaryota, Metazoa, Arthropoda, Malacostraca, Decapoda, Portunidae. The transcript has 13 exons.
AGGAAAUGAGAGAGAGAGAGAGAGAGAGAGAGAGAGAGAGAGAGAGAGAGAGAGAGAGAGAGAGAAGAGAAGAAAGAGUGAGAGAGUGAGAGGUAGGCAGUGAGAGGGAGGAGUGCCCAACCCAAACGCCUCAAGACUCACACUAAAACCGCACACCAACCAACCAACUGAGCCAAGAAAACAAGAGGUGACCAACCCCACUCAGAAGAAUCCUCGCGCAGGCUCGCCAGCUCAGUCACCCGCAAGACGUCAGACGGGAGAGGAGUGUGUACCUGUCUCUCUCUCCUGGGCCGCUGCACCCACCUGUCUUGCCCUUGCCUCUCCCUCCCUCCCCUCCCCAUCCGUUACCUUGAAGACGGGCUUACCUGGGAGGCAUACAGAGGCAGAUAAAAAAGACAUACGUUAAAGAGAGAGAGAGAGAAAGACUUAAUAUUAUAGAGAAGGACGUUAAAUACUAGAGAGGGAAAAAAAAUGAACGUGAAACAUUUAUUUGUGACAAGACGAAAAGGAAACUAUUCAGAAGAAUUGUGAAGAUAGUUUUUUGUGGUAUUUCCGAAGCUUGGAUAGUGAGUGGGAGUGAACACACACACACACACACACACACACAAGGUGACCAUGAGCAGCACAACAGAUUCAUUACUUACAAUGUUACCGCCGCUGGUGCUGUGAUGCUGAGACGCCCAACCUACACCUCGCCGCGCCCUUCCCUCCCCUGCCCUGCCCUGUCCUGCCUUACCGAGCCAUAUCCUGCCAUACCCUGCCUGUCCACGCCCCACGGUAACAACAGGAAAACAUAAGCGCAAUGGACUCCUUUGCGCAACACAGCACCACCACCGCUACCACCACCACCACCACAGCUGUCAACAGAAGACCCUCCCGCAGCAGGCAUUUAGCGCACAGCCUCAUCUACCUCCUCCUGGGCACCACCAUUGCUAGAGCGCAGUGUCCGUGGCCCCGGGAAGUGGUAGAAUUGAACGGGUCUUGCCUCUGUGCUUAUAACCUUAGGAAUGAGUUGUCUAUUCAGUGCACGUCUGUUAACUUCACGCUGCUCAUGACGGUACUACAUCAAAGGGCUGCUAGCGUACCGUUGGACUUGCUGUAUGUAAAUGGUACGCGCAUCAGUGCCCUAAAUGAUCGCACCUUUGAUGGUCUCAGCGUGGAGAAUAUACAGUUCUCCUCCUGCGGGAUUUACAACAUAAGCGACGGCGCAUUUAGAGGACUAGAAGACAAGCUGAAGAAUCUAAACUUACAAGAUAACAGGAUCUCGGAGGUCCCCACUGCUGCUCUUUCUAAAUUAAGAAGAUUGAAGCUGCUGGAUCUAUCUGGGAACCUCCUGACGAAUAUUCCCAAAGAUGCCUUCAAGGGGCUCAGGCUGUCCACUCUCAAGCUGGCAGAGAACGACUUGGUGCUGUCCGAGGGCGCUUUUGCUGGCUUAGAAUCGACCCUGAAGAACUUGAACCUGAAGGAGACGAAGCAAAAGACAAUACCGAAGGCCAUUAUUAACCUGCCUGUUCUUGCCUUCCUCGACAUUGCACAGAACGAGAUACGGAGUCUGGAGAAAGGUAUUUUGAAGAACCUGCACUCCCUGACGGCGCUCAACCUGGAGAGAAACACACUGCAGAGCCUGGUACCGGAGGACUUCACAGGGAUUAACGACACUCUCUCCUCUCUUUCCCUGCUCAACAAUCUCAUCACUGGCUUCCCUGUGCGGGCCUUCAACUCUCUUUCCGAACUGAGGGUCCUGGAUAUUGGCUUCAACCUCAUCCCUGAGAUCCCGGUGGAAGGCUUCAGGGGCAUCAAGUCCCUAACGCUCCUUGCUCUGGAUGGCAACCCCUUAACCAUUGUCCCUGAGUCAGCCUUCGCUCACCUUACGUCCUCGCUAAGGGGACUGUCAUUAGGCGGUCGUUUUCUGAAGUGUGACUGUCGCAUGGCAUGGGUACCUCGGUGGAUCACUGAGUAUGACCUGCAGGUGACAUCUCGUGAGCGCAAUCCUCAGUUCUGCGGCCAACCUCCUGAGCACCGUGACAAAUCCUUCUACCAGCUCAAUGAGGCAGAGAUGACAUGUGAAGAUGGCUCCUCCCCAGUUUUCUCUCUCCCUCCUCCUGCUUCCACCACCUCACCUCCCAAAACAUCUACCUCCUCCUCUUCAUCCACAUCUUUUUCCUCCCCUUCUACAACCAAGCGUGCUACCACCACCACCGCUGUCAGUACGACGACUACGUCCACUACUGCUAAACCUGAGGCAGCAUCAUUCCGUCCUGGUGAGGUGCUUCAUGCUGGCUCAAGUGGCACAGGUCAUGUUGGGUCAGUACAGCGUGGCCCUGGAGGGGAGGCACCAAGACGAGGAGGAGGAAGAGGAGGGAGACCAGGAAAUGACAUCCCUCCUCCUCCUCCACCACCCACUAGGUCACAGCAACGCCCAACCACCGUUCUUGAGAGGCCAGCCAAUCAACCUGUGCCUUCUUCUCCCUCAAGACCUAACCUGGUACUGAGGAACAAGGAGCAGGAUGGCCAUGAUGACAGGUUCUUUGGCCAGGCUUCAGGACCUUAUGUAGAGGAGGUCAUCGUGCAGGAUGCCUACAGAAAGGAGAACUCAGUCAUCAUCCAGUGGGACUCAGAGGUGUCCAAUAUUCUUGGCUUCAGGGUUGUAUACAGACUCUUUGGGGACAAGACAUUCAAGCUUGGACCGCCUCUAGCUGCCUCAGAGCGAGAGUUCAAGAUCAAGAAUGUCCCCACCCAGGAAUGUAUUGUGGUGUGCGUUGUUUCACUGGAAGACACCAACGUGACACCCGACAGCGUUCAAAAUUCCCAGUGCCGAGAGAUUCGCACAGAGACCUCAGCAGCAAUGCACAUGGACACAAUCAUCAUAGCAGCGUCAGCAGCAAUCUGUGGUACCGUCAUCAUUGCAGUGGUCGUCUUCAUCUGCUGCAACAGAAAACGUGGCAGUGACUCAAGGGAGAAGCAUGGCAUUCCUUCAGUUCUUGGUGCAUCUUCACCUCCCUUAGCCUCCCUUGGAACCCUCGGUGCAGGUGUUGGGGGCACAAGUGGAAAGCCAGACUGGGACACCCUCUCCAUGUAUUCUCAGAGAUCUAUUCCCCGAGCUAGGAUGUACCAUAUGGAUAAAGGCUCAGUAAACAAUGGAUUUGUGCCUGAUGAUGCGCGGUCCCACUUCUCUCAUGCCUCGUCCAGACACAUCCCCCGUGCGCGCUCCAUGGCAGAUGGACAGAGCCAGAGGUCCUAUUCAGCCCUCAGUGCCUCUAAUCUUCGUGCCCCAAGCUUCUCUGCAGGGUUGGGACUCUCCAGACAAGACCUCAGCCUGUCGCGCCAGUCCCUCGCCACCACACACUUCAGUGGCUCAGCUUUUGGACCAAUAGCAGUGAAUCCCAAUGCCACGCCCUAUGUUAUGGGAGGGCCCGGAUCCACUGUAGGCAUGCCUCGAGUCACCUCCCAGCGUGGGGACAGGAGGCGACACCGUUCCAAGUCUCGGGAACGGUCCAGCUCUCGCCUCAGCCAUGCUGGGUCCACACACUCACUGACGGGUUAUGACACUGAUGGCUGGACAGACCACGACAUGGACAUCUAUGUGGCUAGGAACCCUACACGAGGUGGUCUGGUUCAGCUGUAACUGUCACAGACACCAGUGGCAUUUCAACAUAUUUCUGCAAUGCUGAGAGAUCAUGCUGCAAGAAUCUUCAGUGAAAAAUUAAAUUAAACAAUCCUUCUUAUACAUUUCCUGGGUAUAGAUUUGUCUCUUAUAUUGGGGUAUGUCUUGCUAUCUUGCUUUUCUCUUCAGACACCCAGUGCCUCAUCCUCUUCUUUUAGGUGCCAGUCUUAAAUUAUUUUCUUGUCUUUCAAAUCUUCAAUGUUUAUGGAUGUUUUAUAUUGGUAUGCUGUCACCAGUUAUUGUUAAGAUUGGUUUUACUAAUCUUCCUGUGUGUGAUGAUAAAGUUACAGUAUAAGGUUAUGCUUGCUUUGAGGGCUAAUUUGGAAAUGCACUUAGUUGUUUCAGUCUUCAGAAAUAAAUAAGGGAAGAUACAAGAAGCUGCCAGGCUUGCCUGUAGCACCUCCCCUGUAGUACUAGCUGAGGCCAUGAGGAGGCUGCAGGUGUCAUGUUUAGGUCAUUAUAAUGUUAUUUUUAUUUUCUUUGCUCCCAGUGAGGGCGUGGUGUUAGUGGUGGCAGUGGUGGUGUGGUGGUCACCCUUUGUAGUAGUGGUGGUGGUGGCGGCAUUGAGAGUAGUCUGAGGGUCUUUGUUCAGGUCACUGCCUCACCACCACACAGCCACACCCUGACCCGUCCUGUACAUUACUUCUCAUUUUUACUAAGGAUAUUCUGACAUAGAGGGAGGGAUUUAUAGUGAAAUUAAUAUUUGCUUCCCUUAUUUUUUACACUCCUUACUGAGAUGAAUGAAUAAAUAAAUAUUGUUAAUUUAAUAUUCAUACAAUGAUACUUUCAGCUCAUCAUGAUUAGGUGUGUUUUAUUUCUGCAAUGUUGAAACAUUUGCAGUUCAUACAAUGAUACUUUCAGCUCAUCAUGAUUAGGUGUGUUUUAUUUCUGCAAUGUUGAAACAUUUGCAGUGAGGAGUCACUGGUGCAGUGGUGAUUACUAUUCAGGGCCCAUGAACAAGCAUGAGUCAGUGUAAAUAGAUGGAAAUAUUUAUGCUUCUUUUUGUGAAAAAUGCGAGUCCCUGUCAUGAGAAACUGAGGAAAUGACUCUGCUCCUCAUCAUCACUUUCCUGACUGUGGUGAUGAACAGUAUUGUGGCCUGUGUAGUGUGGUGACUUAAGCUGAAUAGGCCAGCCAUCUCCCCUCCAGCAACACAGGACAAAGUGUGACAUGGUGUGGUGGUGUGAGGUGUCUUGGCAGUGUUAAAGUGUUACAGAGAACCAGAUGACUCAAAUUCAGAGGUGGACAAAAAUGUGUGUGUGUGUGUGUGUGUGUGUGUUCCAUAAGUUUUAUAUCAACUUUGUAUGAAAUCCAUGAGACUUGAAGUAAUCUUGCAUCCUCUUGCUGACUGAGGUUGGACUGACAACCUCAUUAGAAUCUGGACUACAGUUCUCCUUCAGUACUGGGAAAGUCACUUGAGACUUUAUUGUUGAACCUGAGCCCUGUCACCUGUUUUUAGCUUCUGUCCUGUUAUGAUUGUCAUCUGUUUUGAGAGGUGUCUCAUGGGUCUGCUUUUGGUUCUAAUGUUCACUUUUUUGAUAGUGUGUGUGUGUGUGUGUGUGUGUGUGUGUAUUUUUUUGGCAGUGACUACUUACUCAUUGUACUUGCUGCUGCUUCCUCAGAUUAAUUUUCAUUAUUAUAUCAAAAUGUAUUUCCUUCUUUGUUCGAUGUUAUGCCGAAAUGAUAAACUAAUGAGACUAAUUCAUAAGUUUUAUAAUUCAUUCUAAACCAUAUAGUAGUCUACUCACUUCUUAUUUUGAAAAGAAGAAGCAGUCUACAAAAUAUAAUUUCUCUUAAGUGAAAAAAUUGCUAAAGUGGAUAUCUCUUCCUUUGUAUCUUUAUAUCUGCAGUGAGAGAAAUACUCUGAUAACAUAAAUAGCAACUCAUGAAUCUUUAAUAUUGGUAAUUUAAGUUACUCCUGUCAAUAACAUGUACAUAUGAAUAGCUAGAACUUGUCAUGAUAGUGAUGUUAUGAACUUCAUGCCAAAAGUCUGAUGGUUUCAUGUCGAGUGCUACUAUCUCUGUUCUUUUUUUUUUUUUAAAUAAAUAUCAAAUAUGCCCUA